AUGGCUUCUUGUCCUUCUUCUGCCAAACUGACCCUGAAAUUGCUUAUCGACACUAAGAAUGAGAAAGUCUUAUUCGCUGAAACAUCAAAAGAGGUCAUAGACUUCCUCUUUAACUUGCUGUGCUUGCCUCUGGGCACUGUCAUAAGGCUUCUCAACAAAACAGAUAUGGUUGGUUGUUUGGCCAAUCUCUAUCAAAGUGUUGAAAAUAUGAGUGACACUUACAUGCAACAAAACCAUCAAAAGGAUGUCCUCUUAAAGCCAAAAGUUCCCUUUUCUUCACACCAAGUCACUUCCCUUCUCUCUCCCGAUGAUAAGUCUGAUGGUAACAAUUUGGACGCUUCGUUCUAUAUGUGUCAAAUCGCUGUGGUCAAAGUCACAUGCGAUAACAAGACUCCUUCUUCCAAUUGCGGAAGUAAUAUGAACACAAAAAUGCAGUAUGUUGGUAAAAAGAUUGCAGAAGAUGUUUUACCAAACAAGAAUGGAUUUGUGCAAGCAGUUGUGACUUACAUGGUGAUGGAUGAUUUAGUGAUUGAACCCAUGCCAACCAUAUCAACCAUUACAUUACUCAACAGGUUGAAUGUCAAAGAAGUUGGUGCCCUGCAAGAAAAAGUGGUUGAGUUGGGAAUGACCGAGGGUGUCAAUAUGCUCAAAGCUUCUCUGGAAUCCAAGGCUGUUCUCACCAGUGUUUUUCUCAAAAGCAAUGUUUGA
This is a messenger RNA of Sphenostylis stenocarpa, 708 nucleotides long. Lineage: Eukaryota; Viridiplantae; Streptophyta; Magnoliopsida; Fabales; Fabaceae. The record is from the annotation of a GenBank genome assembly.